AUGUUCGGCCAGGAACGGAAGGCGAACUCUGAGGAAGAGAAAACACGCCAUGUUGGAGUUGUAUGGAGGAACCUUACAGUGAAGGGCGUUGACCUUGGUGCUGCUCUCCAGCCUACCAACGGGGACAUCUUCCUAGGGUUACCGCGGCUUAUCAAACGGCUAUUAACUCGUGGGAGAAAUGGUACUGGAUCCGGAAAGCCGUCUAUUAGAACCAUCUUGGAUGGCUUUACCGGAUGCGUACGUCCUGGGGAGAUGCUUCUUGUCCUGGGUCGUCCUGGCUCUGGUUGUUCCACCUUUCUGAAAGCGCUUGGUAACCAAAGAGCUGGAUACGAAAGUAUUGAAGGUGAUGUGCGGUAUGGCGGCACCGAGUCCGAAAAGAUGGCAAAGAAUUAUCGGUCUGAAGUUUUGUACAACCCCGAGGAUGAUCUCCACUAUGCAACCCUAACUGUUCGAGAUACUUUGCUUUUUGCCUUAAAGUCUCGAACUCCGGAAAAGGAUUCCCGUAUUCCAGGCGAGAGUCGCAAAGACUACCAGCAGACAUUCCUCACGGCGAUUGCCAAGUUGUUCUGGAUUGAACAUGCUCUAGGAACGAAAGUUGGUAAUGAGCUAAUUCGUGGAGUCUCUGGAGGCGAGAAGAAGCGAACUUCGAUUGCGGAAGCUAUGGUCACGAAGGCUAGCACUCAGUGUUGGGAUAACUCAACGAGAGGCUUGGAUGCUAGCACAGCCUUGGAGUACGUCCAGAGCCUGCGAAGCUUGACAAAUACCGCCAAUGUAUCCACCGUGGUAGCUUUGUAUCAGGCCUCAGAAAAUCUGUUCAAUCUCUUUGACAAGGUGAUACUAAUUGAAGAUGGGAAAUGCGCCUUCUUUGGUCCCAGCCAAGACGCCAAAGUCUAUUUUGAAAGAUUGGGCUUUGAAUGUCCCCCACGUUGGACAACCCCUGACUUCUUGACUUCUGUCAGUGACCCUCAUGCAAGACGGGUAAAGGCUGGCUGGGAAGGCCGAAUUCCUCGCACAGCAGAUCAAUUCCAAGCGGCAUACCGUCAAAGCAACACCUUCAAAAGCACUCUUGUAGAUAUUGAAAGGUUUGAGGAGGAGAUGAAAAACAAGGAACAUGAGCGAGAGGCCGCAAGGAAGAAUAUGAAGCAGAAGAACUACACGGUUCCAUUCCACAAGCAGGUGUGGAUUCUUACACACCGUCAAUUUCUGGUGAUGUUUGGUGACAGGCAGUCACUGAUUGGCAAGUGGAGUGUGAUUACUUUUCAAGCACUCAUUGUUGGGAGUCUGUUCUAUAACUUGCCUCAAACAAGUGCUGGCGUUUUCACAAGAGGCGGAGUCAUGUUCUUCAUCUUGUUAUUCAAUGCAUUGCUCGCCUUGGCAGAGUUGACGGCGACAUUUGAGAGCCGACCGAUCUUGAUGAAACAUAAAAGCUUCUCAUUCUAUCGCCCCGCAGCAUAUGCCCUAGCUCAAGUUGUGGUCGAUGUGCCUCUGGUUCUCAUCCAAGUUGUGCUCUUUGACGUAGUUGUAUAUUUCAUGGCAAAUCUUGCCCGGACAGCAUCGCAGUUUUUCAUCAACCUACUUUUCAUUUUCGCGCUGACCAUGACCAUGUACUCGUUCUUCCGCGCCCUCGGAGCUCUAUGUGCCUCACUAGACGUCGCAACACGUCUGACUGGUGUUGCUAUACAAGCACUGGUUGUGUACACAGGCUACCUGAUACCUCCAUGGAAAAUGCACCCUUGGCUGAAAUGGCUCAUUUGGAUCAACCCAGUCCAAUAUGCAUUCGAAGCAUUGAUGGCCAACGAGUUCUACAAUCUCAAGAUUAAAUGUGAAAGUCCCUACGUUGUCCCGGAUGGGCCUGGGACAUCGCCGUCCCAUCAAAGCUGUGCAAUCCAAGGGAGUAGCCCCAACUCAUUGAUUGUUGAUGGAUCCAAAUACAUCGAAACGGCAUACACCUACAGCAGAGCCCAUCUCUGGAGAAACCUUGGCAUCAUCAUUGGGUGGCUGAUCUUCUUCAUCGCUUUAACCAUGUUAGGAAUGGAGUUACAAAGACCUAACAAAGGUGGAAGCUCGGUCACAGUGUUCAAGCGGGACGAGGCGCCCAAGGCAGUUCAAGAUGCUAUCGAGCAUUCGGGUCAGCCAGCUGAUGAAGAAUCGGCAGAAAAGAAGGAUAUCUCUUUUGAUACAAAUGGCGAUGAAUCAAAGGACUCCGGGAAUAAGGUGCACGGUAUUUCAAAAAACACGUCCAUUUUCACUUGGCAAGACGUCAACUAUACCAUACCCUACAAAAGUGGCGAGAGACAGUUGUUGAAGGAUGUACAGGGCUAUGUCAAGCCCGGUCGGCUCACUGCACUGAUGGGUGCAUCUGGUGCUGGAAAAACUACACUGCUCAAUGCACUGGCUCAGCGCAUCAAUUUUGGUGUGGUAAGCGGCAAUUUCUUAGUUGAUGGAAAGCCUCUUCCAAGAAGCUUCCAAAGGGCAACUGGAUUCGCGGAGCAGAUGGACAUACACGAGCCUACAGCCACUGUGCGAGAAUCUCUUCGAUUCUCUGCCCUUUUACGCCAACCGAAGGAAGUCCCAUUGCAAGAAAAGUACGACUACUGCGAAAAGGUGAUCGAUCUGUUAGAAAUGCGAUCUAUUGCCGGUGCAACUGUGGGAUCUGCGGGCUCAGGUCUCAACCAGGAACAGCGAAAACGUCUCACUAUUGCAGUGGAACUUGCAAGUAAGCCUGAAUUGCUAUUGUUCCUGGAUGAGCCAACGUCUGGUCUUGAUUCACUUGCUGCGUUCAACAUUGUACGAUUCCUUCGGCGACUAGCCGAUGCUGGCCAAGCUGUCCUCUGUACAAUCCAUCAACCUUCCGCUGUUUUGUUCGAACAAUUCGACGAGCUUCUACUGCUGAAGAGCGGCGGAAGUGUUGUCUAUAAUGGUCCACUUGGAAAUGACUCCAAGAUGCUCAUUGAGUAUUUCGAACGGAAUGGCGGCAAGAAGUGCUCGCCGUACGCAAAUCCGGCAGAGUAUAUGUUGGAAGUCAUUGGAGCUGGAAAUCCAGAUUAUAAAGGGCAAGACUGGGGCGAGGUGUGGGCCAACUCACCCGAAUCCAAGCGACUUUCUGAGGAGAUCGAGGGAAUCAUCUCUUCUCGCCGAGAUGCCCAGAGCGACGAAGCAACCAAAGAUAACCGCGAAUAUGCAAUGCCCCUUUACGUUCAAAUAUUGGCAGUCACUAAACGCGCCUUCGUAGCCUAUUGGAGGAUGCCGGACUAUAUUCUUGGCAAAUUCAUGCUCCACAUCUUCACGGGUCUCUUCAACACUUUUACCUUCUGGCAUCUGGGAAAUAAGCUACCAUAUGCCAUUGUUGCCGGAUCAGUAUACUUCAACUGCUGGUACUGGGGCAUCUGGUUCCCGCGCGACUCGUUCACCUCUGGCUACGUUUGGAUGCUCCUCAUGCUAUUCGAGUUAUUCUACGUCGGAUUUGGACAAUUUAUUGCGGCUUUGUCACCAAAUGAGCUCUUUGCAAGCUUGCUUGUACCUUGUUUCUUCACAUUCAUUGCUGCCUUCUGUGGUGUUGUCGUUCCAUACGCCGCCUUGCCACACUUCUGGCAGUCCUGGAUGUAUUGGCUCACCCCAUUCCACUAUCUACUGGAAGGGCUCGUUGGUGUCGUUACACAUAAUGUGCCCGUCCGCUGUGUUGCGCGAGAAGAAUCCCAGUUCAGUCCUCCAUCUGGCAUGACCUGCAUGGAAUAUGCAGGUUCGUAUGCUCAGAAGGCUGGUGGAUCCGUGCGAGACGCUGGGAAUGGCAUGUGCUCAUUUUGUCAAUAUUCAACUGGAGAUCAGUUUGCGAAAAGCCUUAACAUAUUCUAUUCGCACAAAUGGAGGGCCUAUGGCAUCUUUUGGGGGUAUGUCAUCUUCAAUUUUGCCGCGGUUUUUGCCUUCUCCUGGCUGUAUUUGCAUGGAGUUCGGGAGAUGAAAAGAUGGCUUAGCGAGCGCAAGACGAGAAAGAGUGAAGUCAACAGUUCGUGA
This is a messenger RNA of Penicillium canescens, 4011 nucleotides long. RefSeq names its product putative ABC transporter. The record is from RefSeq and is a predicted model, not a curated record. Gene Ontology annotation, molecular function: ABC-type transporter activity; ATP hydrolysis activity; ATP binding. Gene Ontology annotation, cellular component: membrane. Bases 1 to 4011 code for a protein of 1336 amino acids. Gene Ontology annotation, biological process: transmembrane transport. NCBI's taxonomy places the organism in Eukaryota, Fungi, Ascomycota, Eurotiomycetes, Eurotiales, Aspergillaceae. The transcript is spliced from 16 exons.